This is a messenger RNA of Sugiyamaella lignohabitans, 2577 nucleotides long. It is a transcript of the gene IFM1, whose product is annotated as translation initiation factor 2. The transcript has a single exon. The record is from RefSeq and is a predicted model, not a curated record. Gene Ontology annotation, molecular function: GTPase activity; translation initiation factor activity; GTP binding. The coding region runs from base 1 to 2577 and encodes 858 amino acids. Lineage: Eukaryota; Fungi; Ascomycota; Dipodascomycetes; Dipodascales; Trichomonascaceae. Gene Ontology annotation, biological process: translational initiation.
AUGACGAGUAGGCCAAAUGGUGUAUGGAAGCUGGCUACUAGCUGUCCGAGGGCCAUUGGUUCUUUUGGAUCCCAUGUACAGUGUAAAAAGUUUUCCACCGGUAUAGUUCUACAGAGUGAAAAGAAGCCAGCUGGAGGUGUUUUUGCGGGAAUAAUGGCAGCAGGUAUGGCUGCUAGAACUUCCAGAGUCCCUGGUGUUAAACCUGCUGCGUCAUUGGAUCAGGCUCUGCUAGGAAGACAAUCAGUUCAAAAAAAUAGAACGGGCGAGAAAAGCCAGCGUGCAAAUGGCUCUGAAUCUGGUGCUGGUGCUGGUGCUGGUGCUGGUGCUGGGUCCGGUCGAAAUGGUGGGGUCAGAGGGGGUUCAAAACCUGGACAAAUGCAAAAUCAAAAACCAAAAACACGUUCUCAGAAUCAAAGAGGUGGUCAAUACAACUCGCAAAAUAUGAAUCAAGCUCGAGGACCCGGUCAGAAUCAGGAUCAAAACCAUAGACAGAGUCAGAACCAAGCUCGAAACCAGGCCCAAUCUCAAGCUCAGGUAAGAUCACAAUCUCAGGCACAAAGCCAUGCGAGAGCCCAGACUCAGGCUCAAGCGCAGAUCCAAGCACAGACACAAGCUCGGUCCAACAAUAGAGGUAACUCACAACCACCAGUUGCACCAAAGCCUAUGGUUGCCAAACCACCUCCUCCAAAAAAGGUCAAGGAAGUAAGCUUUAAAAAGCCAGUUAUUGCGCUACCAAAGUUUGUAACUGUGACCAAUUUUGCUGAUAUUUUGAAGCUGCGGUUCACAGAUCUCCAAAAACGUAUGAAAGCUCUGGGUUUCGAGGAUGUCAACCACGAUUUUAUUAUUGACGAAGAGACAGCACAUCUGAUUGCUGAUGAGCUGGGAUAUGAAGUGGUUAUUAAUGAAAUUCAGGGUGCUGAUUUAUUUGCCGCUCCUUUACCGGAAGAUAUGUCAGGUGUGCCUCUGAGACCACCAAUUGUCACUAUCAUGGGACAUGUGGAUCACGGUAAAACAACUGUCCUGGAUUACCUCAGGAAAUCCUCGGUAGCUGCUUCAGAACAUGGUGGUAUCACACAACAUAUCGGUGCAUUUUCAGUAAAAAUGGUUAAUACAAAACGAGAGAUCUGUUUCUUGGAUACCCCAGGCCACGCUGCAUUCCUUAAUAUGCGUCAAAGGGGUGCCAAUAUUACUGAUAUCGUUAUCCUUAUUGUAGCAGCCGAUGAUUCAGUAAUGCCACAAACCAAAGAAGCCAUUAAACAUGCCAAAGCUGCGAAUGUGCCAGUAAUUGUGGCCAUCAACAAAAUAGAUAGGCCCGAUGCUGAUGCUGAAAAGGUGCUUUCCGACCUGGCAGCAAACGGUGUUGAGAUUGAGGAUUAUGGUGGAGACACGCAAACAGUCCGUGUUUCUGGAAAAACUGGUCAAGGAAUUGACAAAUUAGAGGAGGCUAUUUUGACAUUGUCGGAAGUUUUGGACAUUAGAUCGCCUCCAGAUGGUAAGGUCGAGGGUUGGAUCAUUGAAUCUCAGAUGAAAAAGGGUCUUGGAAGCGUUGCCACUGUACUUGUAAGAAGAGGUACUCUUAAACCAGGAAGCGUCAUUGUCGCUGGUACUAAGUACUGCAAGGUGCGAAUGAUCAAGAAUGACCAAGGUAAAGUUGUGAAAUCUGCUGGUCCAGGAACUCCAGUCGAGGUUCUUGGAUGGAAAGAACUCCCCGAGGCAGGAGACGAGGUUUUAGAGGCGGAGUCAGAGCAGCUUGCAAAACAAGUAGUCGAGAAUAGAAUUGCUAGAGCAGAUCAAAUCAAAGAGUCGCAAGAUAUUUUGGCAAUUAAUGAAAAGAGAAGGCAAAUGCAUCUCAACCAGCUCAAAGAGCAAGAAAGGGAGGAACGAUUGAAACUGGGACUGCCUCUGGAAGAAAAAAUGGCUGAGCAGGAUGCAGAAGCUGCCGAGAAGGGUUCUGAGAAGAUAAACUUUAUCAUCAAAGCUGAUGUCAGUGGCUCUGCCGAGGCUGUUAAGGACAGUAUUGAAGGUCUUGGAAACGAAGAUAUACAGGCCUCUGUUCUUUACAGUGGAGUGGGAGACGUGACAGAAAGUGAUGUGACUCGUGCUCAGACCUCGAACGCAGUUAUCUUAACAUUUAAUGUCAAGGCUCCAAGAGAAGUCAUGGCAGCUGCAUCUAAAGCAAAAGUGGAGCUCAUGUCUCACACAAUUAUUUAUAGACUGCUGGAAGAGGUAUCUACCAUGCUUGGCAGUAAGCUGAAACCAGAUAUUAAACACAAAGUUCUGGGUGAAGCAUCGAUUCGUGAGGUAUUUUCUAUCUCCACCAAAAAGUCAAAGCCACUGUUAAUUGCCGGUUGUAAAGUAACUAACGGUAUCUUAACACGUAAAUCACCUGUCAAGGUAUUACGUAAUGGCAAAGUCGUCUAUACUGGUGCUUUCACAUCAAUGAAACAUCACAAAGAUGAAGUAAAAGAGGCAAAGAAGGACUCCGAAUGCGGUAUUUCCUUUGAAAACUGGGACGAUUUCAAAGAAGGCGAUUCCAUUCAGACUUUUGAAGAAAUCAUUGUGCCUAGACAUUUAUAA